Molecule: messenger RNA, 2074 nt
Organism: Musa acuminata AAA Group (dessert banana)
Lineage: Eukaryota; Viridiplantae; Streptophyta; Magnoliopsida; Zingiberales; Musaceae
Product: wall-associated receptor kinase 3-like
Exons: 4
Coding region: 26-1894 (622 amino acids)
Biological process (GO): protein phosphorylation; cell surface receptor signaling pathway
Cellular component (GO): plasma membrane
Molecular function (GO): ATP binding; polysaccharide binding; protein serine/threonine kinase activity
Source: RefSeq, a predicted model, not a curated record
CACUGAUUGUAUUCUUCUAAUCUCUAUGCUGCUCAAGCCUCAGGAGCUCCUUCCCUCGAUAACACCAAUGUGGAAGAGGAAAAUGGUCGGAUUAGGAGAGGGAAGAGGAGGAGGGAUGGGGUUGGUCAAGAUUUUACUCUUUCUUCUGGCAUCCACAUCAAUGGGUUCAAUAAGAACAGAAAGCAGAUCAACAAACAAAAACUUUCUCUGCCCAAAAAAUUGUGGGAAUAUCAGCUUCGAGUAUCCUUUCGGCAUCGGCGAUGGCUGUUUCCGGACAGGCUUUAAUCUUACCUGCAGAAACAAUUCCACCAGCGCUCCCAGGCUUUUCCUGGGUGAUGGCACCGUCGAGAUAACGAGAAUUGACAUGAACAAGGGGUUGGUAUAUAUCAAUAGCACCAGACUUUUCGUCUUUUUUAAAGUUCAGGCCAUCGUUAGUUGGGUGAUCGAGUUCCAGCGUUGCGAGGAUGCUAAGAAGAACACGACCACCUUCGCAUGUGUCGACGCUCACAGCUCAUGUAUCGACACAACAAUUACUAACGACGAUGGCAAGCUUGUGGGAUACCGUUGCAAAUGCUGGCAAGGUUACCAAGGAAAUCCUUACGUGGCUACUGGAUGCACAGAUAUUGACGAGUUCAGCUCUCCCGACAAAAGGCACACUCUUGUGUUAGGUGUCAUCAUUGGUGCAAGCAACGGCAUAGGCCUAUUACUCUUAUGUUCGAGUCUCCUCAUCCUGAGAAGGAAAUGGAAAAAAAGAAAACAAAAGAAAACUAGAGAAAAAUACUUCCAUCAGAAUCAUGGUUUACUGCUACAACAAUUAAUCUCGUCUACUGAAGAUAUUAGUGAGAGAACAAAGAUAUUUUCUCUGGAGGAGAUGGAGAUGGCAACUAAUAAUUUUGAUGAGACUCGAGUGCUCGGCCGCGGCGGACAUGGAACGGUUUACAAAGGAAUUUUAUCAGAUCAACGUGUAGUCGCCGUCAAAAAAUCUAAAUAUGUGAAACAAAGUGAGAUAAACCAGUUCAUCAACGAGGUUGCAGUUCUUUCUCAGAUUAAUCACAGGAAUAUUGUUAAGCUUUUCGGGUGUUGCUUGGAAAUUGAAGUUCCCUUGUUGAUUUAUGAGUUUAUCUCGAAUGGGACUCUUUUAGAUCAUCUCCAUAUUCCAGAAGGUGACUCUAUAUUAUCAUGGGAUGAUCGCCUGAGGAUUGCUGUUGAGGCUGCCGGAGCACUCGCUUAUUUACACUCGGCUGCUUCAAGUUCGAUAUUUCAUAGAGAUGUCAAAUCAUCAAAUGUUCUCUUAGAUGAUCAUUUAACUGCCAAAAUAUCAGAUUUUGGAUCCUCAAGACUUAUUCCACUCGACCAAACUCAUUUACUCACUGGUGUACAAGGCACCUUUGGAUACCUUGACCCGGAGUACUAUCAGACCAGUCAGUUGACAGAGAAGAGCGAUGUUUAUAGCUUCGGAGUCAUUCUUCUAGAACUUUUAACAGGUAAAAAGCCAAUUUUCUCCACCGAAUAUGAACACAGACUGAAUCUAUCGAUGCAUUUUCUUCAAACGGUGAGAGCGAAUCGCCCCUUUGAUCUUAUAGAUGAUCUUGUUAUGAAAGACGCGACCGAAGAAGAGCUCAUCGACAUGAUUGGAUUAGUAGAAAUGUGUUUAAGAUUGAAAGGGGUUAAACGGCCUACGAUGAAAGAGGUGGAGGAUAAAUUACAGAACUUGAGAAGGAUCAGACUGAAAAAAACAGGACAUUGUUUGGUUAAAGGUGACGAAGAAACCGAGCAUCUGCUGAGAGACUCACCUUAUGCCUUCUCUGAAGUCGUCGACCCAGCGAAUCAAGGUACAUCCAGGAAUUAUACCUUAGAGAAAGAAUUUAUGUGGUCGGAUCAUCACCCACGGUGAGUUUGCAUUCGAUGUCCAAAUCAUUAUUGACUGCUUGAAUGCCACUGAAUAAGCUUCCUUCUGCUUGAGGAUCGUAUGUAAUGGUCAUAUGGGUAAUGUUAUGUUCCAAACUUGUUCCUAAAACAGUUUCCAUCUUAUGGCUCUAUCACAUAUAUGAUCGAGUUGGUGGGAAUGACAUGU